Messenger RNA from Pongo pygmaeus (Bornean orangutan), 1663 nucleotides. Its product is annotated as basic salivary proline-rich protein 3-like. Bases 284 to 1528 code for a protein of 414 amino acids. The record is from RefSeq and is a predicted model, not a curated record. The transcript is spliced from 4 exons. NCBI's taxonomy places the organism in Eukaryota, Metazoa, Chordata, Mammalia, Primates, Hominidae.
UUGGACACAGUUCCUUUAAAACCUUUGUUCAAGUCAUAGUUGUACCUUUUAGAUAUAAGGCACAAACAACAUCCAACCCAACCGGUCCCUCUGGGCUAAAGUCCCAGAGAGAAAUAAGGGAUAUGCCUGACCUGCAGUGAGCAAAGCAGAACCCAGUCUCUGAGGUGGUGAGGCCCACCCAGUGUGCAGCUCAAAGGUGCCACUGUUCUGCUUCUCUUUAUAAAGGGAGCUGCCACGUUUCUCCCAGCACAGAGUUGGGAGUGACCCCAGAGCCUCCAGAAAGAUGCUGCUGAUUCUGCUGUCAGUGGCCCUGCUGGCCCUGAGCUCAGCUCAGAGCUUAAAUGGAGAUGUCAGCCAGGAAGAAUCUCCCUCCAUAAGAUCAGGAAAGCCAGAAAGACCAGCCCCACAAGGAGGCAACCAGCCCCAAGGUCCCCCACCUCAUCCAGGAAAGCCAGAAGGACCACCCCCACAAGGAGGAAACCAGUCCCAAGGUCCCCCAGCUCGUCCAGGAAGGCCAGAAGGACCACCUCCACAAGGAGGAAACCAGUCCCAAGGUCCCCCACCUCGUCCAGGAAGGCCAGAAGGACCACCCCCACAAGGAGGAAACCAGUCCCAAGGUCCCCCACCUCGUCCAGGAAGGCCAGAAGGACCACCCCCACAAGGAGGCAACCAGUCCCAAGGUCCCCCACCUCGUCCAGGAAGGCCAGAAGGACCACCCCCACAAGGAGGCAACCAGUCCCAAGGUCCCCCACCUCGUCCAGGAAGGCCAGAAGGACCACCCCCACAAGGAGGAAACCAGUCCCAAGGUCCCCCACCUCGUCCAGGAAAGCCAGAAGGACCACCCCCACAAGGAGGAAACCAGUCCCAGGGUCCCCCACCUCGUCCAGGAAAGCCAGAAGGACCACCCCCACAAGGAGGAAACCAGUCCCAGGGUCCCCCACCUCGUCCAGGAAAGCCAGAAGGACCACCCCCACAAGGAGGAAACCAGUCCCAGGGUCCCCCACCUCGUCCAGGAAAGCCAGAAGGACCACCCCCACAAGGAGGAAACCAGUCCCAAGGUCCCCCACCUCGUCCAGGAAGGCCAGAAGGACCACCCCCACAAGGAGGAAACCAGUCCCAAGGUCCCCCACCUCGUCCAGGAAAGCCAGAAAGACCACCCCCACAAGGAGGAAACCAGUCCCAAGGUCCCCCACCUCGUCCAGGAAAGCCAGAACGACCACCCCCACAAGGAGGCAACAAACCUCAAGGUCCUCCACCUCAUCCAGGAAAGCCAGAAGGACCACCCUCACAAGGAGGCAACAAACCUCAAGGUCCCCCACCUCGUCCAGGAAAGCCACAAGGACCACCCCCACAAGAAGGUAAUAAACCUCAACGUCCCCCACCUCCAGGAAAGCCACAAGGACCACCCCCACCAGGAGGCAAUCCCCAGCAGCCUCCGCCACCUCCUGCUGGAAAGCCCCAGGGACCACCUCCACCUCCUCAAAGGGGCAGACCACCCAGACCUACCCAGGGACACCCUCCCCAGUAAUCAAGGUUCAAUGACAGGAAGUGAAUAAGAAGAUGACAGUGAUUCAAAUGAUUCAAAUGCCAUGACAUUGGAGGAAGGUGGUCAUUUCAUAGCUCUACCUUUAAUAUACCAAUAAAAUAAACAGCUCGCAAUUUC